AUGCCUCCCAGAAAUCGGAAGGUCCCAUACGUCUAUAAUAGUGGUAAUCCCGAAGCUACGAAGGCUGCAAAUCGGACAGAGCUACCACAAACACAAGCUCAACCACCUCCACCACCACCACCUCAACCACAAGCUUCUAGAAAUGAAAUGGCAGGGCUUAAUGUUUCUAUUCAUCCUAUGUGGCCAACGUACAUGCAAUUCAGUCAGGGGGAACUGUUUUUCGAAUGUACUCUAUUCCUCUACUCAGUAUUAGCUUUGUUUCUACAGUAUUUGAAUAUUUACAAAACUUUGUGGUGGUUGCCAAAAUCUUAUUGGCAUUAUUCAAUGAAAUUCCAUCUUAUCAACCCUUACUUCCUAUCAUGUGUAGGAUUACUGUUGGGCUGGAGAGUCACGAAGUGUUUUUGGAAAACAAUUACUGAUACUGUGGCUAGCAUAGCUAUAACUAGGUCUCCGUUCCAGAAAUCCGUAUGGACCAUAAUCGAAUAUGCAUUUAUUAAAACUCCUUUGAUGACAUUGAUUGUCACUAGCUUUCUGUUUAGUUUUUCACGAGUUUGCCAAGACUAUCCUUUUAGUUCUGUGAUAUGGAUAUUCUGUCCAAGUUUCAUUUAUAUUUUCAUGUUCCAAUCUUCCAUUGAGAAAAGAAUUUCUUCAGUAUAUAGAGCUGUGAAUGAAUGGAUUGGAGGUAAAAUUGAUUUCAAUAAGGUACUAGAGAAGUUCAGUGAUCCUCAUCCUGAUGAAGUGAACAUAAAUGCCGUUCUCCACAUGUGCUGUUUGAAUCCAGAAAACAUUAGAGAAGAAGCCGAUAUUCUAUUAAAAGAUCUUUGCUUACGCCUUGCUAGAAGUGCUUUUGCUGGAUUCUCAACAGCAUUCCUAUCCAUUGCAUUACCUUGUCUUUUUGUUCCAUAUAAAACUUCAACUGGGUUCCCUCUCAAAGUAUUGCUGGACGAAACUUGGGAAUAUGAGCUUGGGCUUGUUGUUGGGUUAACGGCUUUCUCAUUAUAUGCUACCUAUCUCCUUCCUUUAAAUUAUUUGGAUCUCUUGCACAGAUGUGCUGUCCAUCUUGGGAUUUGGAAGGAGAUCGAAGGACCAAAAGUGGGUCACACAGGAACACACACUUAUUGGACCGUUCCAGCUCCGUGGGUCAACGCUAUAAUGUAUAGUGAUACGAAUACAAUUAAACGGUAUGAUGGGAGAUUCUUCCAAGCUCAAGCUCACGAGCCUUACAUCGGAGUGGCAGCCGACCCAUCUCGCAUAGAUCAUUUAUGGUUUUACCUAUUCUGUGGACAACCAUGCUCUCUAAUCAACUUUAUGUGUAUAUUCGAAGGCUCUCUGAUUGUGAUCCAAUUCUGGAUGUUAUUGUUAACAACAGAUUGGCAGCAGAUUGUGACACUGGUAUUGCUCAUGUUUGCCAACUAUUUAUUACUUGCCAAGUUAUUUAAAGACAAAGUUAUUCUUGCCCGCAUCUACGAGCCAUCUCGUGAAGAUUUGGUUCUAACGGAAGAGUUGCGCUUAGCAAGUGCAGCUAAAGCUGCUGCACGAAACAAAGAUCAAUGA
This is a messenger RNA of Auanema sp. JU1783, 1554 nucleotides long. NCBI's taxonomy places the organism in Eukaryota, Metazoa, Nematoda, Chromadorea, Rhabditida, Rhabditidae. The record is from the annotation of a GenBank genome assembly.